This is a messenger RNA of Ogataea philodendri, 711 nucleotides long. RefSeq lists its product as uncharacterized. The record is from RefSeq and is a predicted model, not a curated record. NCBI's taxonomy places the organism in Eukaryota, Fungi, Ascomycota, Pichiomycetes, Pichiales, Pichiaceae. Bases 1 to 711 code for a protein of 236 amino acids. The transcript has 2 exons.
AUGUCUUCUUUAGAGAGUGGGGGGUGUUCAGGGGCCUUGGCCUGGGGUGGGGACGGUUUCGGCAGCUUGACGGGGGCCUUUGGCAUUCCCAGUUUAUUUGGCUCCUCCUUGAUGAUGGCGGGAGCUGCCGGCAGGUUCAGCGACUCGUCGAGCGAGUCGGGCGCAGACGGCAGCAGCGGAGGAGAAGCGACAGGCGAUGCGUGUUCCGACUUCUCGGGCGACCUGAUCUCGGACGGUGGUUCUGGAAGCGACACCGCGUCGUCGUCGUCGUCGUCCUGCGGCUGGUCCUGCGACCAGCUCCCCACCUCGCGCUCCUCCUCCGGGGUGACCGCUGCUUUGAAGUUGUCGACUGUUUUCUUCGAGGCCGUAUGGUUUGCUAUUUCGUUGAACGACCGGUUGAAGAUGGACGUGGCGAAUCCCCAGACCAGCUUAAAGCUCGAUUCCGGGUCGUUUAUGAGGUUGUACGACUUCUCGGACGUCUCUUUGAGAGCCAAUUUGUCCUUUUCGAUCUCGUCCAGCAGUCCCAGAGCGUACGUUUCGAUAUCCUUUGCCUUCAGGUGCAAUUGGUUGUUCAGAAUCAGCUCUGCCGCAUACAGCUUGCACAGAUACGCCACGGUGGGCUGGACGGCGGUUAAUUCGGUUGAGCGUUUAAUAAAUGGAGCAAUGAGUUUCAAAUCGGGAGGCAGCGACAUGAUAGAUAAAUUUAAUUAA